AUGGAAUCCGAGCGGCCUACCUGGACCAAGUUGCUGGAUGCUGCAUCAUCAUUUGUGAUCUUGGGCUUUGCUGAAGCAUUGUUCCUGGAGGCGUGCUUCUCGAACGGAUCCUAUGUCAUUCUUCAAUCCACCGGUUUCCUGCAGCCACAAAGAAGAAUACCGUCCCUGAAUACACUCUUUCUGUCGCUCGGUUUCGCGCUACUAGCUGUACCUGCCACACACGCAACGACGGCAAACAAGUGGUUUGAGGCCAACCCAACGGAAUCGGACACGAAACUCUUCUCUUCGGCAUUGGAGGACUUGACCAUCUACAACCCCAACAUUGCGGAAUUUAUCUGCUCGCGAAGUGUGGAAGCUCUCUAUAAGAAAGCUCCCUCGCGCGGCGUUACGAGCUACAACUUCGUGGUGAACGGUUGCCUGGUGAGAAGUGAGUAUGUCGGCCGUUGUUUCGAUUCCUUCUUCUACCCAGAGUGCGGAAACUUCGACGUGCUCAUUACGUCUGGAUCGAAGAACAAGGCACUGGAGGUGAAGUCUAUCAAGGUUCACAAGGUGAAGGCAAAGGCGACGAAGAAUUAAAGGUGAUACACUGCCCGAUCCGGCUACUUCUCAAAGCAAACAACCGUGUUAUGUUUUUCACGAUUUAACGUAAGCCCAAUACAAUGUGUCGUGGAUGUAUGGAAUGUAAAUGUAGUGAGAUCAUGG
Phytophthora nicotianae INRA-310 is the source of this 702-nucleotide messenger RNA. RefSeq lists its product as hypothetical. NCBI's taxonomy places the organism in Eukaryota, Oomycota, Peronosporomycetes, Peronosporales, Peronosporaceae. The coding region runs from base 1 to 576 and encodes 191 amino acids. The transcript has 2 exons. The record is from RefSeq and is a predicted model, not a curated record.